AGGAAAGUAAGCACCUUAAAUUUUCAAGAUUAUAUUUUGCUCCAAUAUCUCUUUUAUUUACCAUUUGGAAUUUAACUUUUUCAGAUUAUUCUCAAAAUAAAUUGCCUAUCAUAAGAGCACGAGCAAAAACUUCUUAAGGCCUUUUGCAAACGGUAUAAAUGAUUAGUUGCGUUUAAGAUCAUAAUUUAAGGACAAGAAUAAAGGUUAGCAAAAAAGAUGAGCUUUUGCUCAGACCAUUCCAGCUUUUGGUAAUGAAGAUGCUAAAAAUUAGAAUAAGUAUUAAAUGAUUAAAUCUAUCAGAUCAAUCUUUAGAGUUGGCAAUCUAAUCUUUACUCAAUGCUAUUGAACUAUCAAGUAAUGAUUUUCUUAAAUCUCAAAGGACUUGAAUGUUUCCAUUUGGUAAUCUAAAAAC
Molecule: messenger RNA, 412 nt
Organism: Paramecium primaurelia
Lineage: Eukaryota; Ciliophora; Oligohymenophorea; Peniculida; Parameciidae
Source: the annotation of a GenBank genome assembly